This is a messenger RNA of Heterocephalus glaber (naked mole-rat), 6007 nucleotides long. It is a transcript of the gene Irs2, whose product is annotated as insulin receptor substrate 2. Gene Ontology annotation, biological process: insulin receptor signaling pathway. Gene Ontology annotation, molecular function: phosphatidylinositol 3-kinase binding; insulin receptor binding. NCBI's taxonomy places the organism in Eukaryota, Metazoa, Chordata, Mammalia, Rodentia, Bathyergidae. The record is from RefSeq and is a predicted model, not a curated record. Gene Ontology annotation, cellular component: cytosol; plasma membrane.
AGCCGCCCGCGCCCGCGCCCCGCCGCCCUCCCUGGCCCCGCCGCACCGUUCCAGGUCCCCGGGCGGCUGAGGCGGCAGGAGCGCCCGCGAUGGCGAGCCCGCCGCGGCAGGGAGCCCCUGGGCCAGCGGGCGGUGACGGCCCCAACCUGAAUAACAACAACAACAACAACAACAACAACCACGGCGUGCGCAAGUGCGGCUACCUGCGCAAGCAGAAGCACGGCCACAAGCGCUUCUUCGUGCUGCGCGGGCCCGGCGCGGGCGGGGACGACGGGGGCGCGGGCGGGGGGCCGGCGGCGCCGCAGCCCCCGCGGCUCGAGUACUACGAGAGCGAGAAGAAGUGGCGGAGCAAGGCGGGCGCGCCGAAGCGGGUGAUCGCGCUCGACUGCUGCCUGAAUGUCAACAAGCGCGCCGACGCCAAGCACAAGUACCUGAUCGCCCUCUACACCAAGGACGAGUACUUCGCUGUGGCGGCCGAGAACGAGCAGGAGCAGGAGGGCUGGUACCGCGCGCUCGCCGACCUGCUCAGCGAGGGCCGCGCGGCCGCCGCCGGCGACGCGCCCCCUGUGGCCACGGCCCCCGCCGCCACACCCUGCAGCGCCCCCCUGCCGGGGGCGCUGGGCGGCUCGGCCGAGGACGCGGACGGGCCGGGGGCGUCCUCGGCCUCCGCCUACCGCGAGGUGUGGCAGGUGAACCUGAAGCCCAAGGGCCUGGGCCAGAGCAAGAACCUGACGGGCGUGUACCGCCUGUGCCUGUCGGCGCGCACCAUCGGCUUCGUGAAGCUCAACUGCGAGCAGCCGUCCGUGACGCUGCAGCUCAUGAACAUCCGCCGCUGCGGCCACUCGGACAGCUUCUUCUUCAUAGAGGUGGGGCGCUCGGCCGUCACGGGCCCCGGCGAGCUGUGGAUGCAGGCCGACGACUCGGUGGUGGCGCAGAACAUCCACGAGACCAUCCUGGAGGCCAUGAAGGCGCUCAAGGAGCUCUUCGAGUUCCGCCCGCGCAGCAAGAGCCAGUCCUCGGGCUCGUCGGCCACUCACCCCAUCAGUGUGCCCGGCGCGCGCCGCCACCACCACCUGGUGCACCUGCCCCCGAGCCAGACCGGCCUGGUGCGCCGCUCGCGCACCGACAGCCUGGCCGCAACCCCGCCCGCCGCCAAGGGCGCCCCGUGUCGCGUGCGUACGGCCAGCGAGGGCGACGGCGGCGCCGCGGCCGGGGCCGGGGCCGGGGCGGCGGUGUCUGCGGCGGGCGCGCGUCCAGGCUCGGUGGCCGGGAGCCCCCUGAGCCCCGGACCGGCGCGCGCGCCCCUGAGCCGCUCGCACACGCUGAGCGCCGGCUGCGGGGCCCGGGGCGGCAAGGCGGGCCUGGCUCCGGCAGGGGGCGCGCUGCAGCACAGCCGCUCCAUGUCCAUGCCUGUGGCGCACUCUCCCCCUGCUGCCACCAGCCCGGGCAGUCUGUCGUCCAGCAGCGGCCACGGCUCGGCCUCCUACCCGCUGCCGCCCGGCCCGGCCCCGCCGCUGCCGCACCCCCUGCCCCACCCGCUGGGACAGCGACCCUCCAGCGGCAGCGCCUCGGCCUCGGGCUCUCCGAGCGACCCGGGCUUCAUGUCCCUGGACGAGUACGGGUCUAGCCCGGGCGACCUGCGAGCCUUCUGCAGCAGCCACCGCAGCAACACGCCCGAGUCCAUCGCGGAGACGCCCCCGGCGCGGGAUGGCGCGGUGGGCGAGCUGUACGGGUACAUGAGCAUGGACAGGCCCUCGGGCCCCUUGGGACGCCCCUACCGCAGGGUCUCGGGGGACGCGGCGCAGGACCUGGACCGGGGCCUGCGAAAGCGGACCUACUCGCUGACCACGCCCGCGCGCCAGCGCCCCGUGCCCCAGCCGUCGUCCGCCUCGCUGGAUGAGUACACGCUCAUGCGGGCCACCUUCUCGGGCAGCUCCGGCCGCCUGUGCCCGCCCUUUCCUGCGUCUUCGCCCAAAGUGGCCUACCACCCCUAUCCGGAGGACUAUGGGGACAUCGAGAUCGGCUCACACCGGAGCUCCAGCAGCAACCUGGGGGCGGACGAUGGCUACAUGCCGAUGACCCCUGGUGCAGCUCUGCUGGGCAGUGCCAGCGACGACUACAUGCCCAUGAGCCCCACCAGCGUGUCUGCCCCGAAGCAGAUCCUGCAUCCGAGGGCUGCACCGGCCGCGGCCCUGCCCCCCUCGGCGCCACCGGUGCCAGCUGCCCCCUCCCCAGCGGGCAAGACCUUCCCCGGGCCUGUGGGAGGCUACAAGGCCGGCUCACCUGCGGAGAGCUCUCCAGAGGACAGCGGGUACAUGCGCAUGUGGUGUGGGUCCAAGCUGUCUGUGGAGAGCGCCGACCCCAAGCUGCUGGCCAGCGGGGACUACCUCAACAUGUCCCCCAGCGAGGCGGGCCCGGCCGGCACCCCGCCCGACUUCUUCUCCGCAGCUCUGCAGGGCGCUGGGGAGGGGCUCAGAAGUGUCCCCGGCUGCUGCUACAGCUCCUUGCCCCGCUCCUACAAGGGUCCUUACCUGUGUGGCGGGGCAGACAGUGACCAGUACGUGCUCAUGAGCUCCCCGGUGGGCCGGAUCCUGGAGGAGGAGGGACUGGAGUCCCCGGCCACCCCAGGGGCUCCCCCAUGGACGGGCAGGGACAGCCACAUCCAGCCGCAUCACCUAGCAGCAGCAGUGCCUGCCCCCAUGAGGCCAGGCAGCAACGCUGGUGGGCGCCCUGAGGGCUUCUUUGGCCAGCGCUGCCGGGCAGUGCGCCCCACACGCCUGUCCCUAGAGGGCUUGCAGACGCUGCCCAGCAUGCAUGAGUACCCCCUGCCCCCAGAGCCCAGGAGCCCUGGCGAGUACAUCAACAUUGACUUCGGGGAGGCGGGCCCCCGGCUGUCCCCGCCGGCCCCUUCGCUGCUGGCGUCUGCGGCCUCACCCUCCCCGCUGCUGUCUGCCAGCAGCCCGGCCUCCUCCCUCUCCCUGGGCUCAGGCACGCCGGGCACCAGCAGUGACAGCAGACAGCGCUCCCCGCUGUCCGACUACAUGAACCUGGGCUUCAGCUCCCCCAAGUCCCCCAAGCCGGGGGUCCUGUCCCCCGAGGCCGCUUCCCCAUACCCGCCGCUGCCCCCUCGUCCUGCGGCCUCCCUGUCCUCCCUGCAGCAGCAGCCCCCACCGCCGGUCCCCGGGGAGCUGUACCGCCUGCCUCCCGCACCCAGUGCGGCCCCUGCCUCCCAGGGCCCCAGCGCUGGUGCCUCGGUGUCCUCCCAGACUGCUGACAGCAGCGACUACGCCGAGAUGGCCUUCGGCCUGGCGGCGCCCCCGAAGCCGGAAGGUGCCCGAGUGAGCAGCCCCACGGCGGGCCUGAAGCGGCUGAGCCUCAGGGGUCAGGGGUCGGGGCUGGAGGCCUUCCUGCAGGCUGGCCAGCCCCCCGACCCGCACCGGGGCGCCAAGGUCAUCCGCGCAGACCCGCAGGGGGGCCGCCGCCGCCACAGCUCGGAGACUUUCUCCUCCACUGCCACGGUCACCCCCGUGUCCCCAUCCUUCGCUCACAACCCCAAGCGCCACAGCUCGGCCUCUGUGGAGAACGUUUCUCUCCGGAAGAGCAGUGAGAGUGGUGGCGGUGGGGCUGAGGAGCCGCUCACCGCCCCAGGACACUCGACGUUGGCGCGGCCCAGGGCCUCCGGUCAGCCCGGGGGCCUGGGUGGCUGCCCGGCGGGCGGCGGCUCCCCCAUGCGCAGAGAAGCCCCCGUGGCUUUUCCGAAAGGCCUCAGCUACAUCGCCAUCAACGUGAAGGAGGAGGCAGGGCUGUCCCCGCAGAUGCCGCCCCCGCAGCCAGGGGACAAGACCUCGUGGGGCCGGACCCGGAGCCUGGGGGGCCUCCUCAGCGCGGUAGGGGGCAGCGGCAGCAGUGGGGCUUGUGGGGGCCCAGGCCCUGCCGCCCUGUCCUCCCCCAACAGCUACGCCAGCCUGGACUUCCUGUCCCAUCACCUGAAGGAAGCCACGGCCGUGAAAGAGUGAAGCGGAGUGGCGUUGGCUGCACUGGCUGGCGGAGGGGAUGCAUCCCAAAUGUUUCCUGGCCGCCCGCCCGAAGCUGCCUGCGGUUUCCUGGCUCCUCACCGGCUGCCCCCUGCCCGACCAGGACCCGGACCCUGCUCUCCGGCCACUGCUGCUCCUGCACCCAUGCUGUGGCUGGAGUUUGGCUUUGAGUUUUGCGCCUAAGUUGCCCGAGGGAGGGACUCCGGAGUCGGGCCGUGUUUCCCUGUCUUCGGCGGUGGCCGCAUCCCCCCUGCAGAGCAGAGCCCCCACCCGAAGCAUGCUCUGAGCCCCCAGCCCCAUCCCCAUCCCAGCAGUGACACCGAUAUUUGCUGGCUUAGGCUCCGCGCCAGUCCUACCUCAGUUCAGGGGAGCCGGGUGUGGGGAGGGGCCACUCGGGCUGCGUGUCUGGGGCCUGCAACUCUGGCUUUGGAAGAGCAUAGCGGGACUGCAGUCACUCUAUGUGGGGAGACCUGGGAUUGAACUUGGAAGACAGAGCCACAGAGUAGUUGGUGUCUCUGCAGCCCCUCAGUGUCAGAGCAUGGGGUGGAGAGAGGCCCCGGAGGGCAUGGAGAGCUCUUGACCCCUGACUGCUGCAUGGACGCCAGGCAGGUACCUCUGCAGGCAGAAGCCACUGCCACUGGCUCAGCUGUCUGUUGUCCCGCCGAGGACUGGCCUUUCCUUAACCAAAAGUGCAUGUGGGCAGCAAGCGAUUCCAGGCUGGUCUGGGUUUGGCAGAUUUUGUGUUUAAAAUGUAUUAUGAUCUUUAAAUAUGCCAGUCUGAUGUUGGCCACCAAGGCUACCCUGAAUUGAGAGAGAGAGAGCGCAUUCUGGCUCCCUCGCUGGUCAUGGGAAAGAUAAAGAAGGAAAGCAGUCUUGCAGGACGCCGUGCUUGUCAGAGAAACCCUCGACAGGAGGGGCACCCUGCUUCUCUGGUCAGUGUUCUGGAGAUGCCAGUGUGGUGGCCGCAACGGAAGCCAUCCCUGUCCCAGAGGCUCCGGACUCGUGGCUGGACCCCGCCCCAGUGCCUGUCUCCCCUGUCGUCCUGUAGAGGCCCCACUAAUUCUUGGAGAUGUGACUUGUUCAUUGGUUUCUUCUGUUGUUACUUUUUGUUUUGGAGAAAAAAAUAUUAUAUAUAUAUAUAAAUAUAUAGAUCUAUAUCAUUAUAGAGUAAUGCAUUAAUGAGGCUUUGUAGAGGAAGACCAAAAAUUUCAAUGUCUUAAGAUGUAUUUAAUGGCAAUGCAAAAGUCUUCCUGCUUUCGUGCUGAACUCUUUAGAAGCGAGGACUGUACUGCAAGACGAAGUUGAAUGUAAAGUGCUCCUGACCAUUUCUGAGGUUUUGCUUCUCUGAGCUACGCGUCGCAGCCAUGCAUAGUUGGUUUGAAGGCCGACUCCAUGUAUGAUACGCUUUGCUAAGAUGUGUAGAAUGUUCUGGAGCUUUCUCUCGUUAGGAAUCGGUGGGCGCAGCACCGUGGGCCGGAAGGGAACCUCAGCUGGCGCUCCCCACGCCCCGUGCAGCCUAAAUGAGCAGCCAAGAAGCUGAUAAUAUAUACUGAAUUUUCCUCUAUCCUGUACAUUUCAAAAAAAGGCACAUGCAAUAUUUACAUGUUUUAUUUAGUUUACAGAACGGAACCAAAAUGUAUGUUAUGUUUGCAAAAAUUUCACAAUGUAUAUUGGGUCUUUGUACAUUUUGCCUGACUUACCUUAAAUUUAAACUAUUUUUUGCUAUAUAAACUUUAACCGUUAUUAAACAGUGUUUUCUUUUGGGUAUGUAUUGUUUCUGGAUCUGGAGCUGUUAAAUAUAUUUCUUGCUAUUGUGUUAUGUCAGCACCUCCCCCCCAUCUUCCAUGCUGUACAUAGGGUUGGGAAUGAGCCAGGCUAGAGUAGUGCAUUGUAUUUAGUCUGUAUUGAUCAUGGAUACCCUCCUGAAUAGCCAUAUGCAAUAAAUAAAAUAAAUACAUUAUUUAUGAAAUGAA